Molecule: messenger RNA, 4519 nt
Organism: Ostrinia furnacalis (Asian corn borer)
Lineage: Eukaryota; Metazoa; Arthropoda; Insecta; Lepidoptera; Crambidae
Product: protein lin-54 homolog
Exons: 23
Coding region: 379-3042 (887 amino acids)
Biological process (GO): regulation of DNA-templated transcription
Cellular component (GO): nucleus
Source: RefSeq, a predicted model, not a curated record
AUUUGACAUUUGACAUCAAAAUUGAAAGAAGCGCCAUCGAGUUGCAGGCGAUUUUUCUUUAAAAAGUCAAAAGAAAAUGCAUUGCAUUCGUCAAAAUAGCUUUGAUUGCGUAGUUCUAUUAAUUCUUCAUUAUUUAAAAGAGUUUUAGACUUAAUUAUACGUGCUGUUUUAUCAGAUAACAUUGUUAUUUCAUUUGCUAAAUUUGUUUUCAACCGUGGCGACUUUUACAAUGUACUCUUGGAGGGAUUUGACAAGCUAAAAUGGCGGCGUCUUUUAAACUUAAAAAUGUUUUGAGUUUUUCGCCAUUUAAGUGAAGUAAUUUUAUGCAUCAAGUGUGUUUAAAUAAUUGAGUGAAGUGCGAAGUAUAAACUUUUCAAAAUGGAUCACAAUUUGGAAGAUUCCUUGAACCUUGACAGUGCCAUGGGAAUGGACUUUGAGAACGUGGGCGAUGUGGUGGUGAGCCAGGCGGACAUCAGCCUGGACGCCAGCGCGUGCAGCGACGGCGGCAUGCAGAUGGAGUUCCAGCACAUGGAGGAGCAGUCGGUGUUGAUGGACACCGGACACGAGGAAAUCAUUGAUUUCAUGGGUGAUCAGUUUGCUCUUCAAGAAUACUCAGUGCAGGAUGACCAGACUACGUCAGCUACUACCACAGAAGAAUCUAAUCAAAAUAUUCUAACACAAUCUGAUCCUCUGCUGGACUUACAGUUUGAAACACAAACUGUGGCACCAAUGAAACAAGCCCAACCAAAAUUCAUCCCAUUGAAGCAGGCGACGGGCUUACGCGCGUCUUCUAGCGAAGCUAGCCCGAUCAGCGCGGGCGCGGUGGCGGCGCCGCGCGCGGUGGCCAUCGCGCCCAAGCCGGCGCGCGCCGUGGCCAUCGCGCCGCGCCCCGUGGCGCUCGUGUCCAACAAGAGCUUGGUCAAGAAGCUGCCGCUGGCCGGCGUCAUCAACGCUGGCACCCGCGGCAACACCGUGCUGGCUCAAAUAGGGAAGCAGCUGGUGAUGAUGCCUCACAACACUCCGAAGAUAAAGCUGGUCACAUCGGGCAGUUCAGGAGUGCCAAACUUCCAGUACAUCAAAGCCAACACCAGUCAGGCACAAGUUAUAAAUACAAAAAACGUAACCAGUGUGCAGAGUGGGAAACAGAUAAUGGCCAAAGUGAUCGUACAAGGUCAAUCGAGUGCGGAUCAAUCCAAUCAACAGACGAUAAUCACUAAAAUAUUACCCGCCACCAAUAUGCCUGGGUCCUGUGGUGCGGCGCGCUACGUCAUGCAGCAGAAAACUGUGCCUAUUUCAUUAGGGAAUAAGGUAUUACUAGCCUCUCCCACGAAGCAAGGCCCAAAGUUUACGAAGAAGCAGCAAGUCAUAUCGGUCAAGUCGCCCACGCCCAAACUGAUGCCGGCACCGCUAGGUGCAACCAAGAAGGCAAUAACUAAUGUAACUAUAUCUUCAAACCCCUUGCGCAAUGUGAUAUUGAAAACCACAGCGCCACCAAAAACGGCACAAAUCACUAAAGAUGGGAAGGUUGUAGUGCAAGGACAAAGAUCGCAAAUACAUCAAAUCAAUGUUCCUGGGAAAGGCAUUCAAUACAUAAGAUUGAUUACAAAUCCAACAGCAUCAACAACCAAAUCGGCAAGCAAAACGUCAGUACAAUCUCACUCGGCGCAACCUAAAUCUUUCGUUCUCACUGAUGCUAAAGGUAAAUUAAUCCAGAUGUCGUCAGAGAAGUCAGUCAGUAGCCAGCCACCGCCCCUCAGCUUCACUGUCAGCAGUGGCAACACUGCCAAGCCAUCUCCUAAAUGGCAACAGAAGUUCGUGAGGAUCGCCUCGGCGCCGGCGGCAGCCAAGAACACAACAGCUACGAAUCAUAACCGAAACUGUUGGGCACAGACGUCGUCCGCCCGCUCGAGCCAGAGCCUGCUAGCGCCACUGUCACCGCUUGCCGUCAAGCUGGAGGAGACCAGCUCCGACUGCCCCGCCCCGGACCAGGCGCCCGAGUCGCAAGGCUCGUCGGAGUCUGAGUCGGAGUCGGAGCCCGCUGCGGCGGACCCGAAGGCGUCGCUGCGCACGCUCAUCGCCGACGCCGUCGGGCCUACCGCUGACGAGGAGGCCUACAGCGCCGACCAGCAGGACUCCGUCCAAGGAGAACAAACAGACAGCGUGGAUCCGGAAAGCCAGGGCCAGGAGGAGCACCCGCUUAUCGUCAUCCCCGCCAACUACAUUAAGCCCGACCCAGCCGCCGACGAAUACGCGCCGCAGGCCGCGGUACGAACCGCGGAUAACUCUGGAAUGAUGAUGUUAGACGAAGAAGCGGCGAACUCUCUCCAAGAACCCACUACACCACCGACGGGAUCUGAAUAUGACGUGACAAUCAAAUCGGACUUCAUGCGGCCACGUCGUGCAUGCAACUGCACCAAAUCUCAAUGCCUCAAGUUGUACUGCGACUGUUUCGCCAACGGAGAGUUUUGCAACCGCUGCAACUGCAACAACUGUUAUAACAACCUGAAUUAUGAAGAGCUCAGGCAGAAGGCUAUAAGGGCGUGUCUGGAAAGGAACCCGAAUGCUUUCAGGCCCAAAAUAGGCAAAACAAAAGCUGGAGGUCCAGAAAUAAUACGAAGACAUAACAAAGGCUGUAACUGUAAAAGAAGUGGAUGUCUCAAAAACUAUUGCGAAUGCUAUGAGGCGAAAAUCGCGUGCACGGCGAUGUGCAAGUGCUUCGGCUGCCGCAACGUGGAGGAGACGCUACACCGGCGCCGCCAGCAGCACGCGCUGUACCGGCCGCCGCCGCUCGCCGACCUCAAGUCAGUACCUCGUACACGGCAUAAGCACACUGUAGAUAGACAACCGUGCAGCUUCAUGACGACAGAAGUGAUCGAGGCGGUGUGCCAGUGCCUAUUGGCGGCAUCAGUAGAGGGCGGCGGCGGCGAAGUGGUCGCUGGUGAUGACGCAGUCAGUCUGGUGCUGGACGAGUUCUCGCGAUGUCUGCAGGACAUCAUCAGCGCUUCACAUCACGCGCCGUCAAGAGAUGACGGACAUUCGUGAUAUUCGAAGAAAAGGGUGACGAAAUAGCACCCGGGCACCAAAAAUCUGUUAAUAUAUUUUCUAAAACCGUAUUCCAUUUAACCAUUAUAGACUUUGUAACGUAUUUAAGAGUAUAUUGGACCUCACUUUUCAUUAUGGCAAUAUUAUAAUUCUCAUAAUAGUAAUAGAUAUUUUCUGGUAUGAGUAUAAUAUGAUAUAUUUUGCUCUUAGUGGCGCUAUGUAGCAAGCACUAAAUACCAAUGAUCUUAUAUCCUUAUCGUCUUAUUUAGAUCAUAUUUCUAUAGUGUUGACAAUCUCAAAAAGUUGAUUUAAUGGAGCUUAUUCAAUUGUGGAUGAAAGUAUAAGCAAUAAGACUAAAUAUGUAUUAGGUUUAGGUUUCUCCGAUAUGGGAUCAAAAGCUUUGUUUUCUCAAUGGCAAGUCUCAGUUUGAAAAAUUAUAGUGAGAUGAAUGACACAGACAAUACAUUAGUUUGAUGUCUUGAUUUUCUUGUAUCAUGAUAUUUUUUGGUAAAUUAAGUCCAUUUUUAUACUUACAUGUAUUGUCAUCUCAAAAUGUAGUUGUAGUUUAUGACAGAGCGAGCAUACCCACCAAACUUCUCACUUGUGCCUUGAAGACCUAUAGGUAUAUUCUAUGUAUGAAUUUGGUAAACAGAUAUGGACGGGUAAAAUUCUUUGGCAGGGUGUGGUAAAAAUAAUGUAGCUAAUGGUUUAUUAAGAAAAUGGCAUGAGGAAAUGUCUUGUUCAACAAUGUUCAUGGGUGUAAAAGGGGAUUUAUACGGUAUAUGUUUAUAGGGGUCUCCAGACUAUAAAGAGCCCCAUAAACAGUAGCCCAGGAGUCCAGAGAACUCUCGGUUUCAACUUAGACAGUGGGCAAGCGUAAUUUUUAUUGCAAGUUAAGUCUAUCCCGCGCUAAGGCCGUUUAUAAAAACGUUUAGUUAUGAGUCUAGCUCAGGAUGGUGUAUAUUUUUGCUCCCGUGCAUUUUAUUUAUUCAUAGAGAAAGCAAGUAAACGUUGACAUCUCAAGUACAUAACAGUAACAUUUCAAAAAAUCUCUGAUUCUAAACUUUAGUAAAAAAACGGAUCGUUAUUUUUGACAGGUUCAUCCGCUGGCAAAGGUACCUAACGAAGUACUAAUGAUUUCGAACGCUAGUAUCUGCUUCAGAACAAGCGCUCGAUAUGGAUAAAAAGCAAUAGUAUAUUUUUAUAUAUUUUAAUAGGAUUUUUUAUGGGGUAGUACGAAAGAUAUUUAGAGUAAUUUGUCCUAGACUGUUAUUUUAAAAUUGACUCUCUGAUUUCCAUUAUUAUAAUGAAAUGCCUAAAGGAAGCCAUUUAUGAAUUUGAUCAAAACUGUAAAUAAUGUUAGUAAGUCAGAUGUUUACGAUUUGUUUAAAUGCUACGUGCUUAUUGUGAAUAUAUCAAAGCGUGUAAAUAUUUUUGUAAAAUACAUUUAACUAGUCAUAAGAACAGCAUACCUUUA